Messenger RNA from Bolinopsis microptera, 1292 nucleotides. RefSeq names its product archaemetzincin-2-like. Gene Ontology annotation, molecular function: metallopeptidase activity. The transcript has 8 exons. Bases 57 to 1019 code for a protein of 320 amino acids. Lineage: Eukaryota; Metazoa; Ctenophora; Tentaculata; Lobata; Bolinopsidae. Gene Ontology annotation, biological process: proteolysis. The record is from RefSeq and is a predicted model, not a curated record.
AUGACACAGAGUGUGAUGGCAUUGUGUUCCGGAAACGUUCCAAGGCUUCAAAGUUAAUGGCACUCAGAGACAUAUCCAAAACAUCCAGGCAUUACAGAAUUAUAGAAUCUAUAUUCGUGUCCAUGUGCAACAGCAAGCUUUUCAACGAUAUUGCAGUACAGGAUGAAAAUGAUUGGAUUGUCAACCACCAGUCAGAUGAGCAAACGUUUAAUGACUGGUGCAAGUCAUACAGUGUGGUUAAGAGCACGAAGAGUAGGAUUUGUAUUCAACCUAUUGGUGACUUCUCCGGUCCUGGUCAGAAACUGUUAUCAUGGCUCCAAUCCUUCUGCUCUGCCUUCUAUUUCGGAGUUCAGGUAGCGGUGUUGCCGCCAGUCAGUGCCUCUAAAAUAGGAUGCAAGUGCAGAAUAAACCCUGAAACAAGGAGGUGCCAAUUGCGGGCAACCGACAUCAUAGAUCAUCUAAAACAAACUCGCAAGCCGCAUGCACUUUGUACCGUAGCGGUCACAAUGAUCGACUUGUACCCGAAGGAAUCCUGGAACUUUGUAUUUGGUUUAGCGAGUCUAACGUAUGGAGUGGGAGUUUUCAGUUUUGCGCGUUACACUGACACUUUCUACCGGACCCCGCCCGCCAAGGAGAGCACAGAGAACUAUAUGUGUUCUGAUAUUACUGCUAAAUUGCUCUGGAGAGCUUGCAAGGUAAUGACACACGAAAUCGGGCAUAUGUUUGGGAUAAAACACUGUGUAUAUCACAACUGUGCAAUGAACGGCAGCAACCAUCUUGCGGAGAGUGAUCGACGAGCUGCUUCCCUCUGUCCUAUAUGUCUCAGAAAACUUCAGGAAGCCUUGAAGUUUGAUCUAGCUGACAGAUAUGGGGCAUUAGUGAAGUUUUGUGAGGGCAGUUUGACUGAUUCCACGACGCCACUCUCGGAAUUUGCGGACUACGGAGAAUGGCUGAAGAAAGCCCUUAGUUUUCUGGAGAGCAAACAAUACAAAUCCCAAGUCGGUAAACGACCAAGAUGACAAAAUAGCGAACACUGUUAAAAUGUUUAAAUAUGUUAACUAAAAUGCAGGAGGAUUUUAAGAGCAAGGUCCGGCCAGAGGACGUAACCCCUUUUAAUGCUAUACCUUAAAUAGCUGCUUUGAUAAAUUUUAUUUUCUUAAUUUGUCUAGAUACAAUUUGUUUUUUGUUUUUAGUUGCUAAAGUUAAACUAACAUUUCUGAUAAUUUACUACAAAAGGAUCGUAUUGUACGACAGUUGUUGAACAUUUUCACUUUUUUAAACAUUCAUUAAUG